ACAUCUUUCUGGCUCCCUCCUGCAGCUGCUCCCUUCUCGGCCCCUAUCUUCGAAUCACUGAAUUGCCCCUCCCUCCACCACAAUGGCCCCACUUCGUAUCGCCGUCCUUGAAUGCGACACCCCGGUUGAAAAAGUAAACAUCAAGUAUGGAGGCUAUCGCGGCGUUUUCUCACUGCUGCUCCGUGAAAGUGCCGCAGCUCUAGGCCAAUCCGAAAAGCUAGACCCUGAGACUGGUCUGGAAAUCUCAGGGUGGGACGUCGUGACUGCUCAAGAGUACCCUAACCUGGAGGAUGUAGAUGCGAUUGUUUUGUCUGGGUCAAAACACGAUUCGUUUGAGGACCACCCAUGGAUUCUCAAAUUGGUGGAAUACACCAAGAAAGCUUUUGAGGACAAGCGGGUCAAGAUUUUUGCAAUCUGCUUCGGACAUCAGAUCAUGGCACGUGCCCUUGGCGCCAGGGUUGGCCGUAACACUGCAGGAUGGGAGCUUGCAGUCUGUGAGGUGGACUUGACUGAGACCGGGAAGCAGCUGUUCGGGAGGGAUAAGCUUCGCAUCCAUCAGAUGCACCAAGAUGUCGCCUACGGAUACCCGUCGGAGGUUGUUUCCCUGGGCGCAUCGCCAAAGUGCGCAGUGCAAGGCAUGUAUGUCCCCGGAAAAUUGAUCACUGUCCAGGGCCACCCUGAGUUCAGAGGAGACAUUAUGACGGAACUUAUCACUCUGCGAACUGCGACUGGCCUUUUCUCGAAAGAACAAUCAGAAGAUGCUCUGGGUCGCGCUGGUAUCCCACAUGACGGGAUUGCUAUUACCAUGGCGUUCCUGAAGUUCUUCCUUGAAUAGAGUAGCCAUCCAAUUAAAUAGACUGGGAAGAGUGCAGGCUGGUUAACGAUGACUUCAACUCCAAUAGCUAUGCGCGAAACACAUAUAGAGAAUCAAGAUUGGAUAUCCUAUCCAUUAAAAUGAUGCAAAUGGUUAGAACCUCCAACCAAGCGCGUCUAGCCAAAUGACCGUAACGAUGGUAUAGAGCAACCAAAAGUUGG
Molecule: messenger RNA, 1035 nt
Organism: Aspergillus sclerotioniger CBS 115572
Lineage: Eukaryota; Fungi; Ascomycota; Eurotiomycetes; Eurotiales; Aspergillaceae
Product: type 1 glutamine amidotransferase
Exons: 3
Coding region: 83-835 (250 amino acids)
Cellular component (GO): nucleus; cytosol
Source: RefSeq, a predicted model, not a curated record